AUGGCAGUUGCAGUAGCUAAGGAAGCGAUGGACUAUACAAUUAAGCCAGAGGCGAGUGCUUCCAAUAUAUCCACCUCGGACUGGCCGCUUCUGCUGAAAAACUAUGACAAGCUUCUUGUUAGAACUGGUCAUUUCACCCCAAUCCCCGCCGGUUGCUCUCCUCUCAAGCGUGACUUGAAAUCGUACGUCAAUUCUGGUGUGAUCAACCUUGACAAGCCUUCCAACCCCUCGAGUCAUGAGGUAGUGGCUUGGAUGAAGAGAAUCCUGAGGGCGGAGAAAACUGGCCACAGUGGAACUCUCGACCCGAAAGUGACUGGCUGCCUGAUCGUUUGCAUUGACCGUGCCACUCGUCUGGUUAAGUCGCAACAGGGUGCUGGAAAGGAGUAUGUUUGUGUGAUCCGUCUGCAUGAUAAGAUUCCUGGCGGUGAGGCCCAGUUCAGGAGGGCUCUUGAGACAUUGACUGGAGCGCUUUUCCAGCGUCCGCCCUUGAUAUCUGCUGUCAAGCGCCAGCUUCGUAUCAGAACUAUUCACGAGAGUAAGCUUUAUGAGUUUGACAAUGACAGACAUCUCGGUGUGUUCUGGGUUAGCUGUGAAGCUGGAACUUAUAUCCGAACUCUCUGUGUCCACUUGGGUCUUCUUCUCGGCGUCGGCGCACAUAUGCAGGAACUGAGACGUGUAAGAAGUGGAGCCAUGGAUGAAAACAGUGGUCUAGUGACCCUGCAUGACGUUUUGGACGCGCAGUGGCUGUAUGACAAUCAGCGAGAUGAGUCUUAUUUGCGGAAGGUCAUUCGCCCGUUGGAGUCGUUGCUUACAACAUACAAGCGCAUUGUUGUCAAGGACAGCGCAGUAAAUGCUGUGUGCUAUGGUGCUAAGCUCAUGAUCCCUGGGCUUUUGCGCUUUGAGGCUGGCAUCGAUGUCAACGAGGAAGUGGUACUUAUGACCACCAAGGGAGAGGCAAUUGCAAUUGGUAUCUCCCAAAUGUCGACAGUUGAGCUCUCUACCUGCGAUCACGGUGUCGUAGCGAAGGUUAAGCGCUGUAUUAUGGAGCGUGAUCUCUACCCCCGUAGGUGGGGCUUGGGUCCUGUGGCUUUGGAGAAAAAGAAACUCAAAUCUGCUGGGAAAUUGGACAAGUACGGUCGUGCAAACGAGGCUACUCCUGCCAAAUGGAAGAGUGACUAUAAGGACUAUAGUGCACCUGAUGAAACACUUGCUCAGCCGGCAGCUGAGACGGUCAAGGAUGACGCGGCUGCUAUAUCUGCGGAGGCAGCUGAAACUCCAUCAUCUCCCAACAAGAUGGAAGUCGACGAAGCUAAUGAUGACGACAAGAAAAAACGUAAGCGGCAUGAUGGCGAAACUCCUGAGGAGCGAGCAGAGCGCAAGCGCAAGAAGAAAGAGAAGAAGGAAAAGAAGGAGCGACGGAAGUCCAAGCAGGAUAAGGAAGAUAGCGACGACAGUGACUAG
Molecule: messenger RNA, 1461 nt
Organism: Aspergillus tanneri
Lineage: Eukaryota; Fungi; Ascomycota; Eurotiomycetes; Eurotiales; Aspergillaceae
Gene: cbf5
Product: pseudouridine synthase CBF5
Exons: 5
Coding region: 1-1461 (486 amino acids)
Biological process (GO): box H/ACA sno(s)RNA 3'-end processing; snRNA pseudouridine synthesis; rRNA pseudouridine synthesis
Cellular component (GO): box H/ACA snoRNP complex
Molecular function (GO): pseudouridine synthase activity; RNA binding
Source: RefSeq, a predicted model, not a curated record